AUGAAGUUCGCUCGCGACUUUAAGGAAACUCUAGCCAGCCAAGAUUUCCCACCGCACUGGGUCAACAAGGCCAUACCCUACGGCCAGCUGAAGAAAUGUCUCAAGAAGGUACAACGGGAGUUGCAAGACCUUGGCCUUGAUCCAGAGACUCUUCGUGCGCUGCUCGACCCGAAAAACACAACAUCUCCUGUCGCUCUGCAAUACAAUUUAAAAGCUGCGACCGAUUCAAAUCUCGUCCGUCCUAAGCUUACCGUCUAUGUUCACAUGCAAGGCGGUGUCGCCGUGGAUGCGUCUUUGACACCCACUUCACGAAUCUUUUUUGAGCGAGUUGCUGCAGAAAUUCGAUCAAACCAUACAUGUACCACCGACAGCCCUGCCGAUGCGCAACCUGCCCAAGUAAAUGAUGGAUCACUCAAUGGCCACGACAUAUGGCGCCAAGCCACUGGAGCCGAUGCCAACACUGGCGAGACAGUUGAGGUCCCCUUGGUCUUUGAUGCCGAGUUUUUCGAUACGCUUCAGAACGACGUGAACAGAUUAGAUGCUCUACAGGUAGAGGAAGAGGGGAAGAUGACUUCAGAAGUAGCAGAGCUUGGCAAGGAGCUUUCACUAGUAUGCCGCACCAGUCGAUUCUCCAAGAGCGACCUCGCUCGUUGGCGGCGCAUAUUCGAGUUGUACCUGGAUGCGGAAGUGUUCUUCAGUACUCAUGAAAGAGAUCAUGGCUCAAGGUCUGGUCAAAAGGCGCUGAAGCAGCUACAGUGGUUUCAGGCCGAGGUUGAAAAGGGCAGUCUAGCAAGGGACUUCAAGCUUCGCGAAAGUCGAACGGCGUUCUCAAGAUUUGUUAAUCUGAACUUGAAUUUGUUGAAGAAUCUUCAAUUCCAGGAACUUAACAAACUCGCUGUUACCAAAAUCUUGAAGAAAUUCGACAAGAGAACAUCACUCGGCGUCUCGCAAACAUUUCGGUCCGCCAUACAAGCUGAGGGCCUUCUCUCAAGAGACAUUGCCAAAGAUAUUUGUGCUCAAAUGUCCCAAGAGCUGGUCACUGUGGUACCCCAGCUGAAUGAUUAUUUGUGUCCGGUAUGCUUUUCCGUGGCAUACCGUCCAGUGCGACUUGAUUGCCAGCAUGUGUUUUGCAUACGAUGUGUGGUCAAAAUUCAGCGUAGAAACGAGAGACACUGCCCGCUCUGUCGCGCAGAUGUUGUCAUGAACGCGUCCGCAGAUAAUCUCGACCGGGUGCUAGAGAAGUACAUGAAGAGGUAUUUUGCCAAAGAAGUGAGGGAGAAGCAACGAGCGAACGAGAUAGAACGUGGUAUUGAGGAUUACGGUCCAGGCUACACACAUCAUGACUGCAUAGUCAUGUAG
Pochonia chlamydosporia 170 is the source of this 1359-nucleotide messenger RNA. Its product is annotated as ring-14 protein. Bases 1 to 1359 code for a protein of 452 amino acids. The transcript is spliced from 5 exons. Lineage: Eukaryota; Fungi; Ascomycota; Sordariomycetes; Hypocreales; Clavicipitaceae. The record is from RefSeq and is a predicted model, not a curated record. Gene Ontology annotation, molecular function: metal ion binding.